UAGGUCAGGCUAGAGCCUGCCACUGCUGCGAGAGCGGGAUCGAUAGCGCGACGACAGCGCGACGAGGAGGGAAGGGGGAGGGGGAUUCACGCGAGACAGUUCGAUCGCGGAGGGUAUCACAUGGCUACGUCGGAGGGAGAUCGCGACGUUCCCGAUGACCCGUUUCCGUCGCUCCUCGCGCGUCCCCAAGCCGAGACUCACGUUAGAUGACGAACUCAAGAUAGUCCUUCCGCCUGAUAACAUGUCAGAUGGGGUUGAUGGUGGUGGUGGGGAAAACGAGGUAGACUCCCAUUCCUCUUCGCAAGCCGAAGCUGGAGAUUCUUCUAAUCACAGGGAGGAAGAAACGUUGGAUCCUGAUAACGAGGCAGCCCUCAAUACAAAUUAUGACAGUAGCGAUGGAGCUGUUCCUGCAUUCAGAUGUGAUAGAUGUGACAAUUAUGAGACCAUAAAUAAGACAGCUUUCUCCGCUCAUCAAGAUCAAUGUCUGGCGAGCGGCGAAGCUGGAGAGAGCGCUGAGGGUAUAGAAGGAACAGAAAAUGAUGGAGAUGGAGACGAGGGCCAUUCGGGAAUCAGGUCUCACAGAAAGAUGUUUGAGUGUGAUGUUUGUAAUAUGAAAUUUUCAAAUGGAGCUAAUAUGAGACGACACAAAAUGAGGCAUACAGGCGUAAAACCAUAUGAAUGUCGAGUAUGUCAAAAGAGAUUCUUUCGGAAGGACCAUCUUGCGGAACAUUUCACAACGCAUUCAAAAACUUUGCCAUACCAUUGCCCGAUAUGUAACCGAGGUUUCCAAAGACAGAUUGCAAUGCGCGCUCAUUUUCAGAACGAACACGUAGGUCAGCACGAUAUGGUCAAGUCGUGUCCUCUCUGCAAUUAUCGUGCGGCAACCAUGAAAUGCCUUAGGUUGCACUUCUUUAAUAGACAUGGAAUAGAUUUAGAUAAUCCAGGACCAAAUAGUUCUACGUCCAUAAUGAAUAGUUGCACGUCGGGAGAGGCAAUGCCUUCAGCACCUUUGUCCGAUAGCGGGGACAGUACUGGCAACCGUUCAACUGACAAUGCCACGCCCCCCAUGCAUUUCCUAACGCCUCAUGUGGAAAUAUCCAUUCCUUAUCCUGAACAAACUGCUAAUCAACGAAAUCCAAGUCCUGCACCGCUAAACGGAGAUAGUCCCAAUAGUCCACAAAGUGCCGACAGCAAUAGCAACGCGCCGAGCAGUAGUCAUCAUCAAUUAUCUAUCAAUAGCAGUACGAUCCAUAGGAACGUAGGCGGAGGCGAUGAAGCUAUUACCCCAUCGAUCUCUCUUAUACCCAUCAAGCAGGAACCAAACAGCAACGGUAUGGACGACAGUGGGGCGACGUCGAGCAAUCUACCGUUACCGUCAUUGAUCAAAGUGUCCCCGUUGAAAUCAUUGCUGCGCGACGAUCUGCGCCGCAAGCUCUCCACCAGUUCCACCAAUAACAACAAUAACAGUAGUAACAACAGUGGUGGCGGCGUUAAUUCCAAUCCACACUCGAGAGGCGAACCACCUACUUCGACCAGGCCGGAUCCUCGCACGAGCGGCCUCCAGUGUACUCACUGUCGCAUUACAUUUCCGGAUCAGACGUUGUACUUCCUCCAUAAAGGUUGUCACAGCGAAAGUAACCCGUGGAAGUGCAAUAUUUGCGGGGAGCAAUGCUGCAAUUUGUACCAGUUCAACUCGCAUUUACUGAGCAAGAGUCAUCAGUAGCUGGAGGAAGAGAGCAGAGAAAUACCCGCAGUUAAAAUUCGUCUUUCGUCCUUUCAUUUCUUCUAUUUUUUUCUUUUUUUCUUCGUUGAACGAAACAAAAUGGCAGGAGAAUUGGUACGUCGUACGUACGUUCAGUGUUCAUUAGCAUGACGGUACAAGUAUUUUCUGCCACGUGCCCCAGACAUGUUUCUCGCCAAAAAUAUAUUCGAGAACCGCAGGAACGUCACAACGCAACGGUGAGUCAAUUGUAAGUUGAAUUGUAAAUUAUUCUCAAGAAUUCGAGAAAAAGAGAAAGUAUGUCUGCUCGGUCAGAAAAUAAUGUAUAAAGCGCGACAAAUUGUGCCUUUCCUUUAAAAGAGAGAAAAAGGGAGAGAAAUUCGCGAGAAAAAAAAAUAUUGCCAACACUCGUCCAUCAUGCUGUUAUAUUGUACGAAUUAUCCGUCCAUAGGGCUUUAUCGAGAUAUUCCGAGCUCUAUUAUUAGUCUUAAAUUAGUGAUGUAAGUAUGGAAACGCGACGCGGAUACGUCGUAGAUUGCCCUGUCGAUAAUCGCGAAAAAUAAAAAUAUAUAUAUAACUAUGUCGUACUUUUAUCGCAAAAAAAGUACGUUAAAAUGUCGAAUAAAUACAUAGAGAUGAUCAAGUUGACGCUGUGCGGUUUGAAUGCUUGAAACAAAUGCGACGACGCGGAUGUAGUCCAUCGAAAGUCUAUUUCUUACAGACGAAGAGAGGUAGAAGGAAAGCAACGCAUUUAUUAUCGUUCUACGGCUAGGCUCCUUCAAAGAUGGAAAAAAAUUGUACGUUACAAAGUAAAGGAAAAGAAAGUUCGUAUACUUAUGUGCGUAGGUUUGAAUACGAGAGUUACACGCGUGAAAUAUGUGAAUAUAACGAAA
This is a messenger RNA of Pogonomyrmex barbatus (red harvester ant), 2613 nucleotides long. RefSeq lists its product as uncharacterized. The record is from RefSeq and is a predicted model, not a curated record. Lineage: Eukaryota; Metazoa; Arthropoda; Insecta; Hymenoptera; Formicidae. Gene Ontology annotation, biological process: regulation of transcription by RNA polymerase II. Gene Ontology annotation, molecular function: RNA polymerase II cis-regulatory region sequence-specific DNA binding; DNA-binding transcription factor activity.